CCUGCCCGCCCCUGGAGAGGAGGCGGCUCAGUCUUCGGAGCCGCCCCUCCCGUCCUCGAGAACAAACGGGAUAUUCAGCAGUGGCUAGUGGCUGCCAGCUACUCCUUGGGGAAAUGAAACUUCGAGUCAGGCUGCACCGCACUCGCCUUUAAAAGCUCCCCCACCGCCAGCCGCUCACACCCGGAUACCUGGGCCGCUGCGGCUGCGCGCGCGCCUGUGUGUGUGUGUGUGUGUGUGUGUGUGUGUGCACGCGGGUCAGCUUGCGUGCACUAGUGAGUCUCCAGCGUGCGCCGGGCUGUGAGCCUGGGGGCGCGAGCCAGCGUGCGAAGGGCGGGCGAGCCCGGAGCGUCUCCACUGGCCAUGGGCGGCGCGAGCGCCUGGGCUGUGCUCGGCCUGCUGCUGGCGGCCCAGCUGUCUCAACAGCAGCCCCCGGAGAGACCUGUUUUCACCUGUGGUGGCGUUUUUACUGGAGAGUCUGGAUUUAUUGGCAGUGAAGGUUUUCCUGGAGUGUACCCUCCAAAUAGCAAAUGCACUUGGAAAAUCACAGUUCCCAAGGGGAAAGUUGUGGUUCUCAAUUUCCGGUUCAUAGACCUGGAGAGCGACAGCCUGUGCCGCUACGACUUCGUGGAUGUGUACAGUGGCCACAGCAACGGCCAGCGCAUCGGGCGCUUCUGUGGCACAUUCCGGCCCGCAGCCCUGGUGUCCAGUGGCAACAAGAUGAUGGUGCAGAUGAUUUCCGACGCUAACACAGCUGGGAAUGGCUUCAUGGCCGCGUUCUCGGCUGCCGAACCGAAUGAAAGAGGGGAUCAGUAUUGUGGAGGACGCCUUGAAAGACCUUCCGGCUCUUUAAAAACCCCCAACUGGCCAGACCAUGAUUACCCUGCAGGAGUCACUUGUUUGUGGCACAUUGUAGCCCCAAAGAAUCAGCUUAUAGAAUUAAAGUUUGAGAAGUUUGAUGUUGAGCGCGAUAACUACUGCCGGUAUGAUUAUGUGGCUGUGUUUAAUGGAGGAGAAGUCAACGACGCUAAAAGAAUUGGGAAGUACUGUGGUGAUAGUCCACCUGCGCCAAUUGUGUCUGAGAGAAAUGAACUUCUCAUUCAGUUUUUCUCAGACUUAAGCUUAACUGCAGAUGGAUUUAUUGGUCACUACAAAUUCAGGCCAAAAAAAUUACCAACAACUACAGCAUCGCCAGUCACGACCACAUUCACCGUGACUACAGGUUUAAAACCUACUGUGGCCAUGUGUCAACAAAAAUGUAGAUGGACGGGUACCCUGGAAAGCAAUUACUGUUCAAGCAACUUUGUAAUUGCUGGCACCGUCAUUACAACGACCCCUCGAGGUGGAAGUCUGCAUGCCACGGUCUCACUCAUCAACAUCUAUAAAGAGGGAAACCUGGCAAUUCAACAGGCUGGCAAGAACAUGAGUGCCAAGAUCAUCGUGGUCUGCAAGCAGUGCCCUCUCCUCAGGAGAGGUCAAAAUUAUAUUAUUAUGGGCCAAGUGGGUGAAGAUGGGCAAGCCAAAAUCAUGCCAAACAGCUUUGUCAUGAUGUUCAAGACCAAGAAUCAAAAGCUCCUUAAUGCCUUGGAAAACAAGAGAUGUUAACAGAGAACUGCGUCAGUUGAAGCUUCAUUCUGUCAUUGCCUUUGAGAGAUCUAUUUUUUCAGUAGAAAAAGAGUCUUAUAUUAAAUAUUGAGCAUUCAGAAAGAUUUACUCUUCACACGAUGUAGGGGCUCGGCCUCCCGUUUCGCUGAUGGAAGUCCUGCGCCCACGCCCGGGGAAGCAGGCGUCUCAGUGUGGUCCCAGGAAACUGAUGGUUCAGGAGUUGACCAUUUGGAAGCAGUUUAUUUAUACAUCUCUGUAGAAGGGGACUUUAGAAAUGAGUUUUGUGAAGAUGUAAAAGAAGAGAUAAGUGCAAUAUUUGUUCUAAGGUGUUAUAUUCUUUUCUCGCAUUUUUAAAAUCAGUGCUUAAUAAAAUAUUUUUAAAUGAUUAUACAACAGCCAUUGAAUGGCUUUUAUAUAAAGUGGGGCCUGUAAAAAAGAAUAUCCCCUGCUAUUUACACAGAAGGCUGUCUUUGUAACAAUCUAUACUUGGCUAAAAGACUUAGCAUUCUGAGAACUCCGGGAACUGGCUGAAUCCAGUAAUAUAAACAGACUAUAAUUAUUCUCUGCAGAACCAGAAAAUGGUAGUGCCUAAGUGGUGUCCCUCGGGGAUCUAAUUCAACUUCAAUUUCUAUUUUGUAAUAGACAUUGAAACUCCGGUAUGUUUAGUGACUUGGCCAAACACAUACCUCUCAUGAUACAGAGCGGGUGAUUGGCUCGGAAUUCAUCAUGGCAAACCCAGUGCCUUCACCACCACUGGAAGACACCCUUACCACCCAGAGGAAAGCCCUAUUAUCCUAAUUUACAGAGUUCAGUCCUUGUUUUCCUAGCCUAAAUCAUGAUUGCUCGUGUUAUAGGACUUGAAAUUAGAAGUGAGUCUGACACCCCUCUCCUGCACAGUCCCAGUUAACUAGAUGAGGCUGUCAGUAAGGAUGCUCUCUGCCUUUGAAAAACCCAGUUUCACUCAGCAGUGGAAGAACUGUGGAAGGACUCCCCAUCAUUUGCACAGCGCUGCUUAAAAUGCCCUGUGCCUACGAUGGGUGUGGCCAGCACUGGGGUCGCCGGCCAGGAACUUCAGAAAAGGGGACAGCCAUCCCUACCCAAAGAAGAUGGAAAGAACAUUAGGGAUGAACACAGACUCGGGUCACAAGGUCUCCCAUAGUAGAAGCAAAGUUUUAGAAACAAGGGAAAUAUUCUUUGGGGUGAAAACCUGAGUAUGUGCUACUUGAAACAGAUAUCUAAAACAUAAGGACACA
Messenger RNA from Phyllostomus discolor (pale spear-nosed bat), 2855 nucleotides. RefSeq names its product procollagen C-endopeptidase enhancer 2 (gene PCOLCE2). Bases 361 to 1602 code for a protein of 413 amino acids. Gene Ontology annotation, molecular function: protein binding. NCBI's taxonomy places the organism in Eukaryota, Metazoa, Chordata, Mammalia, Chiroptera, Phyllostomidae. The transcript is spliced from 9 exons. The record is from RefSeq and is a predicted model, not a curated record.